AAACCGAGGAUGGGCUUUUUAUUUUGAAACCUCCCUCUAAAUCUGCGCCACGGUUUCCGCUCCGACGCCGCCUGAACAAGUCGGAAACAGCGGUCUCCAUGGAAACCGCCAGCCACAAACUUUUCCUCGGUCGAUGUCAGAUUCGCAGAAACAUGACUGGAGAGGGUGACUACAGCAAAUACGACCUGGCACGGCUGCGGGCAGAACUCGAGCAGGAGAGGGAAAUGAAAGAAAUGCUGGAAGAGUCGGUGUCUGACCUGCGCAGUACCAUGUGUGAGCUGCAAGAAAGACUGCACAGUGUUGAUGGAGAGGAGAAUGAGUGGAAGACCAGGUAUGAGACACAGAUAGAGCUAAAUGGACAGCUGGAAAGACAGAUCUCACUGAUUCAUGAGAGGCUGGAGGACCUACGGGGCAACCCCAUGGAUCGAUUGGCCUCCAUCCGAACUUAUGAUGACAUGCCAGUAGAAACAUUGCGACAGCGUCUGAAGCUCCUGACAGAGGAGAAGUCUGACCUCCAGAGCCAGCUGAUGGACUGUCAUCUCAGAACUGAACAGGAGGGAAAGGCAUUUCAUAAAACCAACGAUGAGAGAAGGGCCUACCUUUCAGAAAUUGCUAAGCUGUCCUCCACCCUUGAAGCCCAGAGAAGACAGUACUCCACUCAACCACAGAGGGCACCAGACAGUAAACUGAGGAGCUCAGUGAUUCACAGCAGAGGGAAGGAGACCAGCAGGAAUGCAGAGGCUAAUUCUAAGAAAGGAAAAGAAAGACAAGAAAUUGGAGGAGGAGCGCAUGUGAAAGGAGAAAGUGUUUGUGGAGCAACAGCAGAGAGAAAAGAAGAGAAGAAAUUCCAAAGGGGAAGCAGGUUACCCACCCUAAAGCACUACCUGAAAAACAAUCCCUAACCCCAAUCUGGUGUUAUAGCCAUUUAAAAAAAAGAAGUGAUGUUGCUGUCUUCUGGGUAUGCUGGAAUGACUGCAGUACAAUUAUUUAACAUACUCAUAUUGUCAUCACCAGAAUGUACUUAAAUGUCCUUCAGCUUCUUAUUGCUUUGUUCACAUUUCUCAAAAGUGGAUUGAGAGGAAACAGUGCAGUUCCUGUGUAGGUUUUCGACCCAUGUGCCACAGUCAGUGUUCUAAUUCAGCGUUUAUUUUACGAUUUAUGGCGAAUACAGUGUUACACUGAAUUCAUAGUGUAAAAUGUCAUUCAUAAUUAAGUCUGGCGUUGUUGUUUUCUUACACGUUUCUUUGUAAGGAGAAAUAUUUAAGAGAGAGGAAUAUUACAGGCUUUCAGUGUAGUGAGGUCACCUCCUAAUGUGCCAGAAGCCUGCUGAGUCUGACAUUUGUAGUGUCACUGCAGUUUUUUUUUUACAAAGCACCUCCUACGACUUGCAUUGCGUAAGCAGCACCACAUCUACCACUCUCUCUGUAUGUAGUUCAUCUACAGAGCAACCAGUCUCCCCCAUCCCACCCACUGACCACCUUUAUAGAUGUGGGUGUAAGAAAUCUGUAUCCAUAUAAGAACCAAUAGUCAAUAUGAAAAUUGCCAGAAGCUGUUUCAUUCGUGUUUAUGAAGAAGUGUGGAGGAUGGGUUCACUCUUGGUCAGCCUUAAAACACUGAAUUGAAACAAAAGACUUGGUCUUAACAGCAAAACCAGCAUGAAUUCAUCAUUCUGCCUUUUCCAUUUAGCUUUGUCUUAUGAAUAUAACAGAUUUGUCUUUCACUGAUUGGUCUGUAUGUUCAUUGAUGUAUUAAUUAGCUCAUGGAGGUCACAUCAAAUAACAAUUCAUAAAGCUGAAUUCUGUGUUACCUAUUCUACCACUUUAUGUCCAAGACUGGCAUGGCAGUAUGUUAUAGUAGCAAGUAACAAGAAGGGCAAAGACCAAGCUCCCAGCAUUAGACUACAUGAACUGUCCUCAAUGCCCCACCUUCAACACUUUCCUUACGUGAAUGAAUAAA
Molecule: messenger RNA, 1956 nt
Organism: Toxotes jaculatrix (banded archerfish)
Lineage: Eukaryota; Metazoa; Chordata; Actinopteri; Toxotidae
Gene: ccdc169
Product: coiled-coil domain containing 169
Source: RefSeq, a predicted model, not a curated record